Malassezia sympodialis ATCC 42132 is the source of this 1728-nucleotide messenger RNA. RefSeq lists its product as uncharacterized. Gene Ontology annotation, molecular function: NAD+ binding; histone deacetylase activity, NAD-dependent. NCBI's taxonomy places the organism in Eukaryota, Fungi, Basidiomycota, Malasseziomycetes, Malasseziales, Malasseziaceae. Gene Ontology annotation, cellular component: nucleus; mating-type region heterochromatin. The record is from RefSeq and is a predicted model, not a curated record. Gene Ontology annotation, biological process: pericentric heterochromatin formation; replication-born double-strand break repair via sister chromatid exchange; regulation of DNA repair.
AUGCUGGUCGUGCGUCUCCCUGCAUCGGAGGCAGUGGAGCCGCCGCCCGUGGCUGAUGGAGCAUCGGGGCAUCGGAGCGCACACCGCGCCUUUACACGGAGCAGCACUGUUGGUUCUGAAAAGAGUCGUGCCCCCCCGCCUGCGCCCACCCUUGGGCAUGGCAAGCUGUCCUAUGAGGUUCCGGCGCCGAGCUCGCUGCCAGCAUAUGCGCGCGAGUCUGACAAUACGGAGCGGGACCUUGGGCGCCUGUACAAGUCUCUGUGGGAGGCGCGGCGCAUUGCCGUGGUAUGUGGUGCUGGCGUAUCCGUCUCGCCGCCGGCCAACAUCCCCGAUUUUCGGUCGGCGACCGGUCUGUUUGCGCGGCUCAAGGAUCGGUUUCCGCAUGCAGGCCUCACGAGUGGCAAGGAUCUAUUUGAUGCGCGUUUAUUUCAGUCUGAGACGUCUACGGCGCUAUUCUACUCGAUGAUGGCCGAGCUCAAGGACAUGGCUGAUGCGGCGCAGCCGACACUGUUCCACCAUUGGCUCAAACGCCUCGACUCGGAGGGCCGACUCCAGCGUGUGUACACGCAAAACAUUGAUGGCCUGGAAGAAAAGGCGGGUCUCACGCUGGGCGUCGGCUCCGGCGAAGCGCUCGCCUCGGGAUCAAAGCGCAAGCGCGCGGGACGCUCGUGGCAGCGCUCACAGUCGGACUCGGCCGUGCCGUCUGCGUCCCGCGGUGAGACGCCUGCCCCCCAGCCUCUAUUUCCCCGAGCAAUUCCACUGCAUGGACACUUGUCGAGCCUCUCUUGCAUGCUGUGCUCCCAUUCGCAGACGCUAGACGCCGCUCAUGAUGUGCGUGCGAGGGACGCCCUUGAGACGUUGCGGCGCGGCGAUCCCGUGUGGUGCGACAGGUGUGCGACGGCCGACGAGCUGCGUACGAGUGCAGGUCUGCGGUCGCGCGGUGUCGGCCGGAUGAAGAUCAAUGUGGUGCUGUACCAUGGCGAGAACGACACGGCCGAGCAUGUCGGGGCGUGUGUGGAGCGAGACCUGCUCGGCCUGCGCGACCCGCAAGAGCCCGAUGUGCCAGAGACACCCGCGGAGGCGCGUGCGCGAGAGCGGCGCAUGCGCGCGGCACUACCGGAGAUGCCGGUCGUGGAAGAGGGCAAGGACGAAGUGGGCGACUUGUCCAUGUCCGCUGGCGAUGUCCGCGUGGACGACGCGCUGGCUUCGGCGUUUGCGGAGGACGAGAAACCAGCGCCAGAGGCGCCCGCACCGCCUGUAGAGCCGGUCAAGCCGCGGCGGCGCAAGCCGAUGCCCCCCGACCUGCUUGUCGUGGCAGGCACGAGUCUCAAGGUCCCAGGGACGAAGCGCAUUGUGCGCGAGUUUGCCAAGGCGUGCCGGGCGCGCGAUGCAGGCAAAGCGCAUGCGCCUGUGCGUGUGGUGUAUAUGAACUACGACUUUCCUUCCGCGGCGAGCGAGUGGGCCGGCGUGUUUGACAUAUGGGUCCAGGGCGAUGUCCAGCGCACCGCUCUCGGCCUGUGCGAGCCGUGGCCGCACCGUCCACACGCGGACCCGGCGAUGGAGUCGCUCGUUGCGCAGCACACAUGGCAGGCACUUGCUGCUGCGCAUGACGAGCGCAAGCCGCGCGCCGACGGCACGUUGCGCCUUAAAUCGAGCAAGCUGAGCACGGCGCUGCGGAGCGCCGGCAAACCGGCGCGCCGUGCUCGUGCGCCGGCGGCGCGUAGGUAG